Molecule: messenger RNA, 1518 nt
Organism: Corylus avellana
Lineage: Eukaryota; Viridiplantae; Streptophyta; Magnoliopsida; Fagales; Betulaceae
Source: RefSeq, a predicted model, not a curated record
AUGGCGUUCAGAACUUUACCAAAGAAUCCAUUCCCAUCACAAAACCAAGAAACUUCAAUGCCAUUCAAAGAAGUAGUACUAAAUGGCACGCCGAUCACCCCGAUCCCUGCAUUCCUCGAUUACUGCGAAGAAUACCCGGAUAACAAAUGGCCAAGCUUUCAAGCUAGACGGCCUUGGAACGUGGGAAACAGUGGGAAUUGUCCGUGUGCGUCGGUGUAUACUGGACGCCAUGCUGGGUUGAUGGAAGCUGACAAGAUCGGCGCCCUGCCGGGACAGCCAGCCGGAGUAGAUUUUGAUCGGUAUGCAGGCUAUGUUACGGUGGACCCCAUAGCUGGGAGAAAACUGUUCUAUUACUUCGUGGAAGCGCCACAGAAUUCUACCACCAAACCUCUCGUCUUAUGGCUAAAUGGAGGCCCGGGAUGCUCUUCUCUCGGAUAUGGAGCCAUGGAGGAACUGGGACCUUUCAGAGUCAAUAGUGAUGGAAAAACACUUCACCGAAAUAAGUAUGCAUGGAAUAAUGUGGCAAAUGUUAUCUUCUUGGAAUCCCCGGCCGGAGUUGGGUUUUCAUAUUCAAAAAACUCAUACGAAUACAAUGCCGGGGACAAAAGCGCAGCGAAGGACUCUUAUACUUUCCUUGUAAACUGGCUUCAGAGAUUCCCUCAAUAUGAAAACCGCCAACUCUUUAUAGCUGGUGAAAACUAUGCUGGUCAUUACGUUCCUCAACUCGCUCAUACAAUUGUCUCAAAGAAUAACAGAAAUCAAACAAGAAUCAACCUGAAAGGCAUCGCACUGAGUGAGCUUGUGUUGCAGAUUGGGAAUCCUUGGAUAGAUGAUAUUACAGGCAGAAGGGGCAGAUAUGAGUAUUACUGGUCACAUGCUUUGAACUCCGACAAAACCAUUGCAGGAAUUCGCGAGAAUUGUGACUUCGAUUCCGGUUGGAGUUCACCCAUGUGUAACAACGUUUGGGCCGCAGAGAUCGGAUUGAUUGAUAGUUAUAACGACAUAUAUGCUCCGUCAUGCAGUUUAUCACCACCAAACUCUCCCCAAACUGCUUCUGUCAACGGUUUUGACCCCUGCUCCGACCACUAUGUCGCUGCUUAUCUAAAUCUUCCCGAGGUGCAAAGAGCUCUUCACGCAAAACCUACAAAAUGGGCCUUUUGCAGGUACGCCGGUUAUGCAUGGGGUGAUACCCCACUGUCAGUUUUACCCACCUUAAGGCGGCUCAUAUCAAAUGGGAUUAGGACAUGGAUAUACAGUGGCGACACAGAUGCCCUCGUUCCAGUAACCUCCACUAGAUUCGCUAUAAACCAACUACACUUGACGGUCACUACCAAUUGGAAUGCCUGGUAUUCUGGCACCGAGAUUGGAGGAUAUGUAGAGGUGUACAAUGGAGGACUGACAUUCAUCACUAUAAGGGGAGCUGGGCAUUCAGUUCCAAGCUACCAACCAGAACGAGCACUAACCAUGAUCUCAUCAUUCCUUCAAGGGAAACUUCCCAAUAACCUCAUCAGAAAAUAG